This is a messenger RNA of Loxodonta africana (African savanna elephant), 775 nucleotides long. Its product is annotated as placenta-specific gene 8 protein-like. The transcript has 5 exons. The coding region runs from base 153 to 491 and encodes 112 amino acids. Gene Ontology annotation, biological process: positive regulation of transcription by RNA polymerase II. The record is from RefSeq and is a predicted model, not a curated record. NCBI's taxonomy places the organism in Eukaryota, Metazoa, Chordata, Mammalia, Proboscidea, Elephantidae.
AGAAUCUCUAAAUACAUUCUUUGUACUCAUACUGCAAUAUAAACACUGGUGGCUCUCCCACUUCACAUAACUUUCUCACGGUGAGAUUCUCCCUCUGGCCACAAGACACUUCCUGCUCAGAGCUACCAUAGUCUUUUAAGACUGCAUCAAAAAUGCAAGCUCCAUCAGUGGUCGUUGUGACUCAGCCUGGGUGUGGUCCUUCAGCCCAAACCUCCAACUGGCACACUGGCCUGUGUGAUUGCUUCACUGACUGCGAAGUCUGUCUUUGUGGCGUAUUUUGCCCCACGUGCCUUGCAUGUCAAGUUGCAGGUGACAUGAAUGAAUGCUGUCUGUGUGGAACAAGUGUCGCAAUGAGGACCCUCUACCGGACUCGAUAUGGCAUCCCUGGAUCCCUCUGUGAUGACUAUUUGGUGACCAAUUGCUGUCUUCCGUGUUCUCUUUGCCAAAUAAAGAGAGACAUCAAAAGAAGGAUAGCCAUGCGUACUUUCUAAACAGCUAAUGGCAGAUAGCUCCUAUUGAAGCAACUAAAUCAGCAGACACCUCUUCAGCUUGAGCACGUCUCCACCUCUUGCAGCUGAAAUAUGAUGAACAAGUGUCAUCACAAUUGAUGGGAGAAAAAUCAAAUCUUUCCUUUUUUUAAUGGAUGCUGUCCCUCAGUUGUGCUAAAUGGCCCACCUUAGCUUUCCUUAACUUUCAUACUAUCAAAUUUUCUGGCUUAUAAAUUUUGAAGACUACAUUUGAAGUAUAAACCGAAUAAAAGAUUUUGCUGACAAGA